CUCCCUCUCUUCGCUCUCUCUCUCUCUGUGUCUCCUUGCCACUGCAAACCCUCGCUCUCUCUUGGCCAAACCCACUCAAAACACACCUUAUAAUAUUUCUCCAACAAUCUUAUAAUAAACCCGAGAGAGAGACUCCCUGACUCAAAAAGCAUUGCCAUUCUCGGUUUAAAGUACCCUACUCGCACUUUCUCUCUAGCCUCUUUUGCACAAAACAGCCACUCUUCAAUGGCUACGCCACUGCUUCUCAUGGCCUCUGGCCAAACCGCGAGCGAGGAUAACACCGGAGCCCUGUUCGGGACCGAAGGAAUCAAACCCGAGGCUGGAAAAACCCGAGGGAGAAAGUCCAGCAGAGGACCAAACCAGAAAAAACAACCCCAGAGAGGACUCGGUGUCGCCCAGCUUGAGCGCCUCAGGCUUCAAGAACGCUGGAAAAAAAUUACAGAAAUACCCCAGGUCCAGUCCUUUAACCAUCUCGAUCCUCAGCGUCAGUACAAGACUCCAAUAUUACCUUGCACCGACCAGGUUGGGUCUGUGCCGGUGCAGUUCGGGGCACCACUGUACUGCGCACCUACACCGGUUGUUAAUGGCUGUGGGGGUCUGGUUGUUCAGAGGGUUGGAAAUGGAGGUGGUUUUGGGGGGCUGUACUAUGGUGGGUCUUCUGGAAUGGGAGCGGUAGUGAUGGGUGACCAGGUUGGGAUGGAUGCGUAUGGUGGGAUUGGGGAUCCGGAUCCGAGAGUUUUUGUUGGGACUGUGUUUGAGACCUCGAAAGAGCUCUCUUCAAUGCCAAAGAUGCACCAUGGGCCUCAGCACUGUGAUGUCUGCUUCAAGAAAAAGUACUUCAAUGGGAGAAAUAUAGGGUUUAAUGGAGGGAGAGAAAACUAUUCUGAGAUUUCUCCACUGAAAAAUGAUAGCUCUCAUGAUUUUAUGGGAUCGAAUCUGGAAAACAUCCCAAACCAGCUCACUGAAGAAACCUGCAAUUUUGGUGGCACAGCUCCAAGCCGUUCCUGUCGCAAUCUUGAUGAUCAGGGUGUAGAGGUUGUAGCUGUUCACAGGAAGGGAAAUUCAAGGGGGCGCGGAAGCGUUUUGAUGGAAUAUGAGUUUUUCCCUGGAAAAAAUGGCAGAGGCACUUCUUCCAAGGCGCUUGAAGAAGCUUCGGUUGCUGUGGAUGGUGAAGCUUCUUAUCUUACAUCUGCUGCUUACAGUUCCACUUCUAAUUCUGUUGAUUUGUCUCUCAAGCUUUCAUAUUAG
Molecule: messenger RNA, 1248 nt
Organism: Juglans microcarpa x Juglans regia
Lineage: Eukaryota; Viridiplantae; Streptophyta; Magnoliopsida; Fagales; Juglandaceae
Exons: 3
Coding region: 226-1248 (340 amino acids)
Molecular function (GO): DNA-binding transcription factor activity
Source: RefSeq, a predicted model, not a curated record